CCCGCAGCAGUCCAUGGCUGCUCAAGUUUUCCCUCUCCCUUGAGGAAAUUGAAGGGGGGAUGGUGUGUGAGUGUGUGUUUGAGUGUGCCUAUGUGUGUAGGCGCGCGCGUGUAUGUUAAAGGAGGAUCCCAUGGCCGGGCGGCCUGCUGCUUGCAUGUGGCUACAGCAGUCCGGGCGGUAAGCCAAUGGCUCGUGGUUACGCAAGUGUCGACGGAAUUCCCAGCGUGCUGCGCGCCUACAUCCGCACGUUCAUGGCGGCGGCCGGACGGCUAGGGCUCCUUUCAUUCUUUGUACUAUGGACCACAGUGACCGUGGUUCUGCCUGGCUCUGGCGAAGGGGGAUGGCGGCAGAGUGGGACGGGGACUGCAGGAGCAGUGGUGGAGGAGGAGCGUUGCACGGUGGAGCGCAGAGCAUACCUCACGUACUCCGAAUUCAUGCAGCACUAUGCUUUCCUGAAGCCAGUCAUCUUGCAGGGACUCACGGACAACUCGAGGUUCCGGGCCUUAUGCUCCCGGGAAAACCUGCUGGCCUCCUUUGGAGACAAAGUUGUUCGUCUGAGUACAGCCAACACCUACUCCUACCAGAAAGUGGACCUGCCUUUCCAAGAGUAUGUGGAGCAGCUGCUGCACCCCCAGGAUCCUACAUCCUUGGGCAAUGACACCCUGUACUUUUUUGGAGACAACAACUUUACUGAGUGGGCACCACUAUUCCAGCAUUAUUCUCCACCUCCAUUUCGUCUACUGGGAACCAUUCCUGCUUACAGCUUUGGGAUUGCAGGGGCUGGAUCUGGGGUACCCUUCCACUGGCAUGGGCCUGGCUUCUCAGAGGUGAUCUAUGGUCGGAAGCGCUGGUUCCUCUACCCUCCUGAGAAGACACCAGAGUUCCACCCCAACAAGACCACAUUGGCCUGGCUCCUGGAAAUAUACCCAUCCCUAGUCCCAUCAGCUCGGCCCCUGGAAUGUACCAUCCAGGCUGGUGAAGUGCUGUACUUCCCUGACCGGUGGUGGCAUGCCACACUCAAUCUGGACACCAGCGUCUUCAUAUCUACCUUCCUUGGCUAGCCAAACAGGCAACUGGCAAGCCCACUGCACCAGCACAUGCCAAUGUAGUGCUCACAGACUUUAUUACAGGACAGUGGCAGCAGCAGCAACCUCAGCCCACCCUCACCCACUUUCCAGCCCAGAAGGGGGACAAGGGAGGCUCAUGGCCCAGCAAGGGGUAUGCCGAGAAGGGGAGCAGUUCAGAACCCAUCAGGAGGACUGAUGGGGGCAGGCCCAGGGACUCAAACUAUAUACAGGGACUGGAGCUUCUGUCCCCAGACCCUCCUGGGCCAGGGUGCCAGGCAGGACAUGGGGCCUCAGUAGUCCUCUACCCAGCCGUUCUCAGAGAUGAAUGCAUCAAUGACUUCCUUCAUGGCCAAGUUGGGGAUGAGCUGUUCCUGGGUCAGAGGGCUCCGGGUCACGGGGUCAAAGUGACCCACACGCUGCAACAACAACAGAGUCAGAGUGUCCAACGGGAUGGGCGCGCCCCUGGUUCUGGGCCCACGGCACCAGACCCUCACCUGCAGGUGCUCCUCAAUGUCCUUCCGGUCAUAGGUGAUACCACUGGGUGUGAUGCAGGGUUCCCGCAUCAGCUCAAAGCUUAUCUUGCCACACAAGUAGUCAGGGAUAUCUCGCUUCUACAGCAUAAUGGGAGAGACUGUCUGCAACUGGGAGAGGGGGUCACUGGACAGCGCCUGCCCAUGGCUUAAAGGAAUACUCACCUUUCUUUUCUCGUCCACCUGAGAGAAGAGCUCAUCCAUGUCUGCCAAGUAUUUAUCCUGCAGAGUUGAGUGCCAUGUGUGGGCAACUCAUAUCUCCUCCACACAGACACACACACCCUAUGUCCACCAGGGCACUCAUGUCAUGCAUGGGCCAACAGAUCCACCAUAGGUUGGGGCACUUUCCAUGCCACACACAAAAACACACACACAAUGACCCACAUGUGGACUAGGGGCACCCUCACGUGCUUGGCCUCAAUGCAGGCCUGCUGGGCACGGAUGUGGCCAUCAUCUUCAUCACCCUCGUGGUUCCGCUGACACUCUUCCAGUUCCCUAGGUGUUAACCAGAAGCCAGUCAGCAAUGUCCCUGACCAGGAAAAGGACCGAGCCCUCCCCACCUCAGGCCUCUUUCCUCCUGGGCUUCCCAUCUGUGCCAGAUGCUGUCCUUCAAUAAACACUUGUGUUGAUGACUCACUGUCAA
Messenger RNA from Meriones unguiculatus (Mongolian gerbil), 2240 nucleotides. RefSeq names its product jumonji domain containing 8 (gene Jmjd8). The record is from RefSeq and is a predicted model, not a curated record. The transcript is spliced from 9 exons. The coding region runs from base 186 to 1061 and encodes 291 amino acids. NCBI's taxonomy places the organism in Eukaryota, Metazoa, Chordata, Mammalia, Rodentia, Muridae. Gene Ontology annotation, cellular component: cytoplasm.